GUGCGGCUCCGUAUCAGGAGCUCGCGGGGAAACAGGGAAGCUUGGGGGAAAGUCUUCAGACGAAGCUCGGCUUCAGAGCGAGUUUCCACCGGAGACUGGAUGCGGAUAAAACGGAGAACAGCUCCCGGGUUCAGAGGCAGAGUCUCUAUCCGCUCCUGGAAGCCGUUCGGAGCUGGAAAGUUCUCGGUGUUUAGGUGAACUUGUCCCCGCUGGACGCUGUGUUUAGGCUGCAGGUUAUCGACGGAGGAACCGGAGAAGAAGAAGAAGAAGGGAGGGGAGAUGGGAAUGCGGUUUCUCUGCUAAACAGGGGCUCCCUUUUUUAUUCAGACACUGAAACCUCCAAAAAACAAUUUAAGAGGCAUAAAGCGUCAUGGCAGAGGCUCGGGCAGAAGAAGAGGAGGAAAACCUGAGGAGGGACACGCGAGAGCAAGUGGUCCGCAGACAGCCGAGCAGCUCCGGAGGUCGGCCUGACAGACGUAAGCCAGAGCAUCGCCACAGCCAGGGUCCUCUCUCCUCCAUCAGAGCCGUCAUCAAGAGAACAUCAAGGUCCACCUCUGUCUUAGAGACGCCCAGAGACAGAGAAAGAGACAGGAGGCGACCAGAGAUCACCAUCUUGGCUGCGGAGCCACUUCCCUCUACAUCCUGGUUCUCAGGAGCUGUUGGAGGAAUCCCUCCUCCUCCUCCUCCACCGGCGCAGAUCUGGGGACCCACUAUCGCUCCGGUUCUUCAGCCUCCUCCUUCCUACGAGGAGGUGAUAAGAGAGAAAACACAGGAGCAGGUUCUCCUUCCUCCUGCCUCCAACUCACCGCCUGUUUCUAGAACGACCAUCGCCACACAGACCGAUCCAGGACCUGCUCCCAAUCCUCGCGAAAGAAGAUCAGGGAGACCGCCCCGCCCUCCUCCCCCCUGCACCAUCAGAUCAUCGGAUACAGAUGACCUCAACAUCACCUCCAGCCAAUCAGCUGUUAGCUCCUCUGAGACAAACAGCGUCACCUCAAACACACAUCCUCUGCCUGUAACACACUCCUCCACACACACACAAUGCUCCACCUCCCUCAGUGAGCAGCAGUUAUCUUCACUACUGACCUGUGGGAGUCAAACCCACCAGUGGGACCAGAGUUUACCUGCUGAGGAACUGGCUCCUCCUCCUGACGCGUCCACACAUGUCCCAUUGGAGCGCCCCAGGCCACGUCCUCGUACUAGGCUAGGUCGCCAGCCGGCCAACGAGGUUAAAGUCCAGACUUUGGUUAAACUGCGUGAGGACGGUUUGGCCACCUUAGCGGCCCGGGCAGCCGGCGGACGCACAAACCCAGAGGGGAACCAGGGGCCGUAUCUGCAGGAGCUGCUGGAGGCGUUCAGCUCAGACGACUGGGGAUUCCCUGACCCCCACAGCGAGGACAGCCAAUCAGAGAGCGGGGAGGAGGACGGCGAGGACAUGGCGACUCUGAGAGCGAGGAUUCAGGCGUUCGAGCAGCAAGUGGCCGAUGGGGGCUGUGGAGACACUGCAGGUGUCCAUACGGUGACUACUGAGGGUUCAGUCGCUACAAGACCCGAGCCUCGCCCACGGCCUCGUCUCCUGGGGCAACAGGCCAAAUCAAUCCCACCUGCCAUCGCUCCAAAACCCAAAAACCUUCCAGCUGCUCCCAAACCCUCCAGCAGGGCAUUCUGGGAAGAUGGAGGAGCUGCAGGGGAAUCAGGAAAGCCAGGAACACCUGAAGUCUGCCCUGUGGAAUCUCACCCUGAAACCCAAACUACUGCAGAACCGUCAUCAACCAGAACCACACAGUCUGACCUGGGAUCAGAACUAAAGCCCUCCAUCACAGCCAAACCACAGAAUGUUACAGACCCUCUCCCAUCAGGGACGCCUGUCCCCGCCCCACGGCCACCUCCGCCCAAACUAACGCACACCAUCAGCGCCGGUUCCUCCCCACCGAAUCCCAGGGCGCCACGCAGGCCCCCGGUGGCCCCCAGAGCCAGCCUGGGAGCCUCACAGCAGGAAAAGAGCUCUGAAGAGGUCGGAGGUGAAGCUGUGACCCAAACAGGUAACAUUUUACACUUACCGACUGCAGUCUUCGGCAUCCAGAAAGAAGCACAGCCCUCUGCAGGUGAAAAUGUGGAAAGCACUCUAGAUGCUUCCCUGCCAAAUGCUGAAACAUCCCCAGCCGGCUCCUCCCGCCCCCCUCCGGCUUCCACACCUUCUCCAGCGUCGUCUGUCGUUGCUAAACCUGCCGAAUGGCACCACUGCUGCUUCAACCACGUCUGCCUAUUCAACCCAGGGGGCGACCACCCUCACAGCUUCAUCAUCAUCGUCCUCUUCCUCCCCUGA
Molecule: messenger RNA, 2326 nt
Organism: Cyprinodon variegatus (sheepshead minnow)
Lineage: Eukaryota; Metazoa; Chordata; Actinopteri; Cyprinodontiformes; Cyprinodontidae
Product: mediator of DNA damage checkpoint protein 1-like
Exons: 8
Coding region: 371-2326 (651 amino acids)
Source: RefSeq, a predicted model, not a curated record